UAAUCGUAAAAUGGUAGCAAUAAAUGGAACUAAGUGUAAGUAUCAUAUUCAUACUUGUAUUUGUCCUUUUGUAUUUACUUGUAUUUAUCUUGCCAGCAUAUUAAAACUAAAAGGUAAAACUGAAACAACACUAUAAAAUGCAGUUUAGUCCUGAUGAGGUGGUUUGAAGUCUGUAGGUGGUUUGAAAUCUGUGACUUUUCACCAUGAAUCAAUAUGUGGUUGGACAGAUUUGACGUAUUACAGUACAUAUCUCCUGCCAACAAUGUGGUUAUCUACAUAGCAUUCAUCUUUGCAAUGUCAGCAAGUUUUGAAAAGUUAGCUGGACAAAAACAGUUAUGUAAAAAAUCUCUACACAUUUGCAACUUGAUAGACAUUGAGCUGUGUUCUCUAGAAUAACAAGACAGCAUCAUGAUGCGGUAGUGUCACGUUUAUUUUGGCUUCGCACCAAGUUAUACAUAGAAAACCAAGUCUGUACACUUCCAGCCAAGAGUCUCUGACAGACCUAUAUUAGGACUGCUCACUCUGCUAGUUGUUUCUAAAAAGACAAUACAUUAUGAUGCAUAAGUGCUUGCUUAUGUUUUAAAAAGUUUGGAACAACAGAACAAAGUGCCCAAACCUUUUAUCUCUGGGUGCCAAAGUACAGUUUUUGUGGUGUGCCAAGGGUAAAGAAGAACAAUGUUAUAAUCUUUGAAUGAAGAUGUCAAAACAAUAUGGAUCUGUGUUCACAUUGCAUUUUGGUCCAAAGAAAGUGGUUGUUUUGGCAGGAUAUCAAACUGUCAAGCAAGCCCUGGUGAAUCAUGCAGAGGAAUUUGGAGAGAGAGAUAUCAAUCCCAUAUUGUACGACUUCAACAAAGGAUACGGAAUUCUGUUUUCCAAUGGGGAGAACUGGAAAGAGAUGAGACGUUUUGCCCUCAACACCCUUCAAGACUUUGGUAUGGGCAAAAGGGGGAGUGAAGAGAAAAUCAUAGAAGAGACACAUUACUUGAUAGAAAUGUUCAAAGAGUCUAAAGGAAAACCGUUUGAUACAACACAGCCUGUGACUUAUGCUGUCUCAAAUAUUAUCUCAACCAUUGUGUAUGGCAGCAGGUUCGAGUACAGUGAUCCUGUGUUCAAAGGCAUGGUUAAACGGGCUAAUGAGAACAUUCGGCUAACUGGUUCAGCAUCAAUACAGUUGUACAACAUGUUUCCCUGGCUUCGUUUCUGCCUAAAAAACUGGAAACGCAUAAUGAGUAACUGUGAGCAAAACAUCAAAGAGAUAAAGGUCCUGAAGGAUGGUCUUCAAGAGACACUGAACUCACAGGAAAGCAGAGGCCUGGUUGAUUGUUUUCUUGUACGCAAACAGUAUGCAGAGGAAUCCAGAGAAAAGAACACUCUGUUCCAUGAACAGAAUCUCAUUCACACAGUCACCAACCUGUUUGCUGCUGGUACUGACACAACUGCUGCAACCCUUCGCUGGAGUCUUCUGCUAAUGGCCAAGUACCCUCAUGUGCAGAAUCGAGUUCAGGAAGAGAUUGACAGGGUGAUUGGAGGUUGUCAGAUAGUGAUGGAGGACAGGAAGAAAUUGCCUUACACUGAUGCAGUGAUCCAUGAAACCCAGAGACUGGCCAACAUAGUACCCAUGGGUUUACCCCACACCACCACCUGUGAUGUCCACUUUCAGGGCUUCAUCAUUAAAAAGGGUACUUGCGUAGUUCCUUUGUUGGCAUCUGUGUUGAGGGAUGAGAAUGAGUGGGAGAGCCCCAACACCUUCAACCCAGAACACUUCCUUGAUGAUCAAGGACAGUUUGUUAAGAGAGAAGCCUUCAUGCCAUUUUCUGCAGGGCGCAGGGUGUGUCUGGGAGAGAGUCUGGCCAGGAUGGAGCUUUUCCUCUUCUUCACCUCCCUCCUGCAACACUUUCGCUUCACACCUCCACCAGGUGUGUCUGAGGAUCAGCUGGACCUCACUCCAGCUGUGGGCUUGACAUUGCACCCCUCCACCCACAAGCUGUGUGCAGUUACCCGUAAGGCAUGACCUGUACACUUUCAAUCUCAAAGCAGGACAGUCCAUUUUCACCUCUUUGCAUGCAGUAAUACCUGCUGGAUUAUUACUGUGUAAUGUCAUGACCAGGUCUGGUUUUAACCAUUCUUCAUUUUAGUACUUCAAAGAAAAUCUUUCUUUCUUUCUGUCUUUCUGGACUAAAGAAACUAAAUUAAUGUUUGUUUCUCCAAAAUGGUAACUUUUCAACAGAAUGAUUGUUUUAAUGUAAUGUACAACAACAAACAACAAACUGCAUAUAUAUAUAUAUAUAUAUAUAUAUAUAUAUAUAUAUAUAUAUAUAUAUAUAUAUAUAUAUAUAAUGCGAAGGAUUCCCCCCAUUAAAUUAUAUUAUUCUACACUUCUACCUUUCUACACUUUUGUGUGUUAGACCUUUAUAUAAUCUUCAUAUUGCAUAUACAGUAGAACUUACUGGCUUUUAUCUACAAGUCUCUUAACAGCCAGAUACACUUCUGCUACCCAUGUAUUUACUGAGCUGGGUAAAUCUGCUUUUAGCUACUGUACUCCAGGGAACUGGGAUAUGGUACAAGCUACACUAAAACUUGACUUAUUUGUUCCUCUUGGAUUUCAGCCUUUUACUCUCUAAUUAUUUUUUGUUCUGAUAGUAAUUGUUUUUGGUGAUUAGCUUAAAUCUUUUUAUUAUGCUCUUGACUUUUAUUUUUUAUUGUCAUAUUGCUUUUAUUACUUAUCAUUGAGUUUUAUUGUGUUACAAGUCAGUUUCUUUUUCAUUUUGUUGCUUUUUAUUCCUUAUGUGAAACACGGCUACACUGAAAAUGAGGAUUCUCCUUAAUAUAAACCCAAGCUUAAAUAAAGAAAAAAGAUGAUGAUAAUGAUAUUCAGCCUAGUGUUAGCUAGUGAUACCUUAGUCUUCCAUUAGCUUAUUAGCUAGCUAAUAAUAGCUAGCGCUGACCACUUUAUUCCUGUAAACCAGCCAACUUACCCAGUAUCACCCAUUGCAGAGCAUGGGUUUAGCUUUGUUUGUAAUGUUUACUCACUUGACUGCUGCCAACCUAUUACGACAAUCCUGUUUCUGUCACAUGAGACAGACAAAUAAAUGUUUCACACUUUGCUAAACUUAACAUCUUUUUAAACAUGGGCUCACAGUCUCAUUUUACCCUGGGUAAGGCAAAGUUUCACAUUUUUUAUUUUAAAAGAGUGUAAAGCACUGUCUUAACCCUGGAUUAUGAAACACUGCACCAGAACAGGGUUAGCACCAGCUGUAACUUUGACCUUUACACAGGCUGAGUUCAUAAACACAGACUGCAUUUUGGUUGCUGUGGAGAAGACUGAGGAUAUGAUACUUGAUCCUAGGUCAGUAGAGGAUUAUGAGCCAGUGGUCAUGCAUGGUCAUUUGAUUACUUAAGUCUCCUAAUAUAGUCGAAGGCAAACGUUUGAAUACAUUUGGUCAAAUUCCAUGUUUUUUUUUUUAUUUGAAAUUAACACAUCAUACACAGAGAACUUAAAUAUGAUUAUGUUCUGUUCUUUUUAGAUCAUAAUUUAUAUUUAUCUGCUGAGUUCAACAUGGUGGAAAAAAAUAUAAAAUAAAAUGUGCCUUACAGUUUGCACAGACCACAUUUUAUGUUUUAUUUUUCCCAAUAUGUCAAAUUCUGUAUGUAAACAGUGACUGUGCAUCAAAUAUCCAAACUUCUGCAUGCAACUUUAAGUAUCUUGGUGUUUAUAUUGCACUGAACUGAACACUGACCUGGCGCAUCCAUGUGGAAAGCAUAUAUCAGCAGCAAAGACUUUUCUUAUUGUGAAUGUACAGGUUGAACCAGUUCAUGUUCUUGUAGUCAUCUCACAUUCCUGGGUAAGUGAUGUGGCAGAAGUUCUGUAUACUUAUUAUACACACUCAACUGGUAUGAAAACUCUUUGAUGCUGAUAUUCAAUUGGGCUUUUUUCUUCUUUUUUCUUUUUUUAUAGAUUUUGAACCUUCAUUCACUGUGAGCUGGAGUAUUUCUAUAAAUUUCCUUACUGACAUUUAUAUCAUGUGUGAUAUUUCCAAUGAAGACAAUAAAGACAAGUCUCAUGAGAACAUUAA
Molecule: messenger RNA, 4073 nt
Organism: Colossoma macropomum (tambaqui)
Lineage: Eukaryota; Metazoa; Chordata; Actinopteri; Characiformes; Serrasalmidae
Product: cytochrome P450 2K1-like
Exons: 9
Coding region: 692-2011 (439 amino acids)
Biological process (GO): xenobiotic metabolic process
Cellular component (GO): intracellular membrane-bounded organelle; cytoplasm
Molecular function (GO): oxidoreductase activity, acting on paired donors, with incorporation or reduction of molecular oxygen, reduced flavin or flavoprotein as one donor, and incorporation of one atom of oxygen; heme binding; iron ion binding
Source: RefSeq, a predicted model, not a curated record